GCCGCCGCCCCCCGCUCCCGGCGCGACGCCCCCGCGGCGCUGCCCCAGCCAUGAAGGCGGCGGUGGAUCUCACCAUCAUCAAGACGGAGAAGGUGGACAUCGAGCUCUUCCCGUCCCCCGACAUGGAAUGUGCAGAUGUGCCUUUAUUAACGCCCAGCAGCAAAGAAAUGAUGUCCCAGGCACUGAAAGCCACGUUCAGCGGCUUUGCCAAGGAGCAGCAGCGGCUGGGAAUUCCCAAAGACCCCCAGCAGUGGACGGAGACGCACGUGCGGGACUGGGUGAUGUGGGCAGUGAACGAGUUCAGCCUGAAGGAAGUGGAUUUCCAGAAGUUCUGCAUGAACGGAGCUGCCCUCUGUGCCCUGGGCAAGGAGUGCUUCCUGGAGCUGGCGCCUGACUUUGUGGGAGAUAUCCUUUGGGAACACCUGGAGAUCCUGCAGAAAGAAGAGGUGAAACCGUACCCAGCAAACGGAGUGAACACCACAUACCCCGAGUCCCGCUACACCUCAGACUACUUCAUUAGUUAUGGCAUCGAGCACGCCCAGUGCGUGCCCCCCUCCGAGUUCUCCGAGCCCAGCUUCAUCACCGAGUCCUACCAGACCCUGCACCCCAUCAGCUCGGAGGAGCUGCUGUCCCUCAAGUACGAGAGCGACUACCCCGCCGUGCUGCUGCGCGAGCCGCCCCAGGACGCGCUGCAGAGCGACUUCUUCUCCAUCAAGCAGGAGGUGGUGACUCCAGACAACAUGUGCAUGGGCCGUGCCAGCCGAGGUAAGCUGGGAGGCCAGGACUCCUUCGAGAGCAUCGAGAGCUACGACAGCUGUGACCGCCUGACGCAGUCCUGGAGCAGCCAGUCCUCCUUCCAGAGCCUGCAGCGCGUCCCCUCCUACGACAGCUUCGACUCCGAGGACUACCCUGCCACCCUGCCCAGCCACAAGCCCAAGGGCACCUUCAAGGACUAUGUGCGGGACCGGGCCGACAUGAACAAGGACAAGCCUGUCAUCCCUGCUGCUGCCCUGGCUGGCUACACAGGCAGUGGACCCAUCCAACUGUGGCAAUUCCUGCUGGAACUGCUCACUGACAAGUCCUGUCAGUCCUUCAUCAGCUGGACGGGCGAUGGCUGGGAAUUCAAACUUUCAGACCCAGACGAGGUGGCCCGGCGAUGGGGCAAGAGGAAAAACAAGCCCAAGAUGAACUACGAGAAGCUGAGCCGCGGGCUGCGCUAUUACUACGACAAGAACAUCAUCCACAAGACGGCCGGGAAGCGCUACGUGUACCGCUUCGUCUGCGACCUGCAGAGCCUGCUGGGCUACACCCCCGAGGAGCUGCACGCCAUGCUCGACGUCAAACCCGACGCCGACGAGUGACAGCGACGCGGGGACAGCGCUGUCCCCCGGGAGAGCCCAGGGACUUCUUUGGUGGUUCUUUCUGCAUUGAUUUUCGCUGUUCUUCUGCUCGGUUUUCUUUUUUUUCUCGAGGGCCGCUCAGAUUUGAGGCUUUGAGGAUGUCGGGGGAGAGGGGGGAGGAAGAGGAAAGCUUUGGCUUUUUGUUGAUUUUCCUGAAAGUUCCAAGACAGGUUUUUCUGGGGGAAAACUCUGAGUUUUGAGAAGGCCAGGAAAAUGUAGCUCACUUAAAAAUCCAACAAUCCCCUCCCCACCUUUGGCUCUUUAGAAAAAAAUGCGACGGAAUAGAUCCCUUUGGUUGCUCACACACAAACUGACAGGUCAGGAAUGUCAAUAUUCCUGAGGAUUUGAGGAAUUUUAAACUUUUAUCUUUUAUAACACCAAAAUGGGUGAAUAUUCUUGCUUUGGGGAGGGGCAAUAUAGGAAAAAAACCAAGAACUGUUGUUCUUGUUCCAUCACCUUUCUGUCAGUUGUCUUCUUUUCUACAAGAUAAUUUUUCCUAUUAGGGAUCAAAACCUUUUAUUUUUUUUUAAAGUUUUAUUUUAUUGAAUUUUGUGCCAGUAUUUUUUUUUUCCUAAAUAGUCUUAAGGUCUAAGAUGGUCUCAGUAUUGCAAUAUUGUGUAUGUUUGUUUCUGUUCUGCCAGCAGGGAGUUUUAUCCCAGGGAGGAAAAAGAGAAAAAGAGGAAUUAGUUUAUGCAGACCCCACUGGAGAAUUGGAAUGCUGGGACUGGGAUGGGAAGGAAAAUGAACUCCAAAGUGGCUCCUGUUGAUGCUGGCUGGGGGUGCCACUCCUGUUUCCAGCCCCACACGCUGUGCUGAUAAUGCUGGUUGAAAUCCCUGCUUUUUUUUUUAAUGCCUGGCUGCACAAAUCCUCUCAAAAUUCCUAUGGAAAAUGUCUUUUUGGCAUUUUCCAAAUCACUUCUUUUGCUCAAGGAACACUUUGGUGCUUACAGAAAUGUUUUUUUUUGGGAGGGGGAAAGGAGAGAAAUUCCCAAUGUUUUCAAUGUGGUAAAUGGAAAAUACGUAAGCUAAUCGAGGGGGAAAAUCAGGAAAAAGUUCAAAACCCAAAGGGAAAUGUUUUUUCCUUCCUGUUUCAAGCAGCUCUGUCUUUAUGGCCGUGUGUGGGCACAGCAGAAAGGAAAUUGUCCCUGCGAAUGGGCUCUUUAUGGCUCGGGGCUGCUGCUGCCAGCAGCCCUGUCAGGGUGUGAGUGGCACGGUGUCACCGGGGGCUGUGGGGUCAGGCCCAGGGAAGCUGCUCCCCCGGGCCUCCCACCCCUUCCUGCAGCUGCUUUUCUCUGGGGGGUCGCUCCUGCUGUUCCUCUGCUCCCCGGGGUGCUCUGGGCAGGCUGAGGACAAGGUCCCACCACCCUCGGGUGCAGCGGUGGGAUUUGAAGGGUCAGAGGUCGUUCCCAUAUCCCAGUGCAACCCCAAAGCCAGAUCCUCGCAGAUUUGGCCUCCCAAGGGAAUCUUUCACCCCCCCCGGGUGUUUGCAUUUAAAGGCAGCAUUUUGUACUUUACCAAAAUCCCUCCUCUGAGCGUGCUUUGUCUGUGUCUUGGGGCACAGAGUUCAUUCCAGAGGCACUGUGGAGCCAGGGGGUCAGAGCCUUUCCAGAGGUGCUGCAGAGCGAUUCCUGCCUGACCCCAAUGGACAGGACAGGAAUCUGUGUAAAUACCCAUAAUAUUCAGGCACAACCCCCCCUCACAGAGGCAGAGCUGGGGGGGAGCCCAACCCCAAAAUGAUGCCCAGAGGUGGUGGGCUCUCCUUUGCCUCUGGAGCAGGGGGACCCAGCACCUCUGUAUCCUAAACCCAGGCAUUUUAGGGAAAGUCAGCCCCAGAAUUGCUGUGUCCUUACAAAAGGUGGAGUUGGAGGGGAAUGGGAAGGCCAGGAGGGAGCUCCUGCCAAGGGGGUGGAAACAAAAGGGGGCCAAG
Messenger RNA from Lonchura striata (white-rumped munia), 3327 nucleotides. It is a transcript of the gene ETS1, whose product is annotated as ETS proto-oncogene 1, transcription factor. Gene Ontology annotation, biological process: cell differentiation; regulation of transcription by RNA polymerase II. Gene Ontology annotation, molecular function: sequence-specific DNA binding; DNA-binding transcription factor activity, RNA polymerase II-specific. NCBI's taxonomy places the organism in Eukaryota, Metazoa, Chordata, Aves, Passeriformes, Estrildidae. Gene Ontology annotation, cellular component: nucleus. The record is from RefSeq and is a predicted model, not a curated record.